UCCAAGGUAACAGUGCAGUGGGACAGGUCUUAGACCGGGGGGAAAAAGAGAAACCCGGAAGUGACGUCCUUACUUCGCGUCGGGGCGAGAAGGUUCGAAGAUGGCGGCGCGCAAGGGACGGAGGCGCACAUGUGAAACUGGGGAACCCAUGGAGGCUGAGUCCUGCGAUCCAGGAUCCGAAAGCCCACCCCAGGUCUACCUGCCCGGCAAGGGACCCCCAUUAGGAGAAGGGGAGGAGCUGGUGAUGGACGAGGAGGCCUACGUGCUGUACCAUCGUGCGCAAACUGGCGCCCCUUGUCUCAGCUUUGACAUAGUCCGAGAUCACCUGGGUGACAACCGGACAGAACUCCCGCUCACUCUCUUCCUGUGUGCGGGAACCCAGGCUGACAGCGCCCAGAACAAUAGACUGAUGAUGCUUCGGAUGCACAAUCUCCAUGGGACCAAGCCGCCACCCUCAGAGGGCAGUGAUGAUGAUGAAGAGGAGGAUGAAGAGGAUGAAGAGGAGCGGAAACCUCAGCUGGACCUGGCCAUGGUUCCCCACUAUGGUGGCAUCAACCGAGUUCGGGUAUCCUGGCUGGGAGAGGAGCCUGUGGCUGGAGUAUGGUCAGAGAAGGGCCAGGUAGAAGUGUUUGCACUGAGGCGGCUCCUACAGGUGGUAGAUGACCCCCAGGCCCUGGCCAUUUUCCUCCGGGAAGAGCAGGCCCGCAUAAAGCCCAUCUUCUCCUUUGCUGGCCACAUGGGUGAGGGCUUUGCUCUUGACUGGUCCCCUCGUGUGCCUGGCCGCUUGGUGACUGGUGACUGUCAGAAGAACAUCCACCUCUGGACACCCACGGAUGGUGGCUCCUGGCAUGUGGACCAGAGACCAUUUGUGGGCCACACACGCUCCGUGGAGGAUCUGCAGUGGUCACCAACCGAGGACACGGUGUUCGCCUCCUGCUCAGCUGAUGCCUCCAUUCGCAUCUGGGACAUCCGAGCAGCCCCGGGCAAGGCCUGCAUGCUCACCACGGCCACUGCCCAUGAUGGGGAUGUUAAUGUCAUCAGCUGGAGCCGCAGGGAACCCUUCCUGCUCAGCGGUGGGGAUGAUGGCGUCCUCAAAGUCUGGGACCUACGGCAGUUUAAGUCUGGCUCCCCUGUGGCCACCUUCAAGCAGCACAUGGCCCCUGUGACCUCUGUGGAGUGGCACCCUCAGGACAGUGGGGUCUUCGCAGCCUCUGGCGCUGACAACCAGAUCACACAGUGGGACCUGGCAGUCGAGCGGGACCCGGAGGCAGGGGAGGCGGAAGCAGACCCCGGGCUGGCGGCACUUCCCCAGCAGCUGCUGUUCGUGCACCAAGGGGAGGCCGACCUGAAGGAGCUGCACUGGCACCCGCAGUGCCCUGGGGUCCUGAUCAGCACUGCCCUGUCAGGCUUCACCGUCUUCCGCACCAUCAGCGUCUAAGGUGGCCAGCACUUGCCUCACACCUUGGCUCUUCGUGGGAACUGGAUUGGCUAAUCUGGCAGGGAUCAUUAGGUCUGUAAACUGCACCCCAGAAAGGAAGACUCGCUCAACGGGUCUGUGUGGAACAAAAGUAAUGGAUUCUGCUGCCCUGGUGUCUGCAUGUGGAUUGACCCUGGUUUGUACACCUUACACCAAAGACCCUUGCCCAUCCCAGAUGUGGCCUCACUAUAAGAUUUCUGUCAGUGUUGACUCUUGGCUUGACACUUAGACCUCUGCCCCAGGAACAAGUUCUGGCUGGUGAUGGACUCUGGGGACUCGAAGGGCUUUGCCAUGCUGGGCCGAGUCUGGGUCUGGGUGCUCCAGUGGAGUUUAGUUCUCGCUUUGCUCUCUGGCCAGCUAGGUUCCGCUGAGAUCCCAGCUGGGUACUCGGGUCCCUCGCUGUGCUGAGCACUAUUGUAGUGGAGGGAGGUCUGGGCUUCUGCCGCAGUAGAAGACAGUAAGACCCCAAACACGAGACAGACGCCAAUCUAUGAGCUUUUCUGUGACAAAGCUGAAGAGGGGUGGGAUUAUGCAGGGACCUGUCCCUGUAUGGGACUUGUCACCCUGUGUGGGCUCUUCCUUUUUGACUUGGCCUUUUCUAAAUCAGUCCCAUUGGACCUGGCUCGGAGUCAGUAAAUGGGUGUCUCUUUCUGGACCACUGGUUUAUUAAGACGUCGUCCUUGGGGAAAGAAAUGGGAACCCACAUUU
Messenger RNA from Chionomys nivalis (European snow vole), 2185 nucleotides. It is a transcript of the gene Grwd1, whose product is annotated as glutamate rich WD repeat containing 1. Gene Ontology annotation, molecular function: protein binding. Lineage: Eukaryota; Metazoa; Chordata; Mammalia; Rodentia; Cricetidae. The transcript is spliced from 7 exons. The record is from RefSeq and is a predicted model, not a curated record. Bases 101 to 1438 code for a protein of 445 amino acids.